Messenger RNA from Oncorhynchus kisutch (coho salmon), 5461 nucleotides. RefSeq names its product gap junction alpha-5 protein. Gene Ontology annotation, biological process: cell-cell signaling; atrial cardiac muscle cell to AV node cell communication by electrical coupling; heart development. Gene Ontology annotation, molecular function: gap junction channel activity involved in atrial cardiac muscle cell-AV node cell electrical coupling. The record is from RefSeq and is a predicted model, not a curated record. Gene Ontology annotation, cellular component: connexin complex. Bases 1626 to 2840 code for a protein of 404 amino acids. The transcript has 3 exons. Lineage: Eukaryota; Metazoa; Chordata; Actinopteri; Salmoniformes; Salmonidae.
AAAAUCAUAGAAAAACAAACAUAGACUGCCCACCCCAACUCACGCCCUGACCAUACUAAAUAACGACAAAACAAAGGAAAUAAAGGUCAGAACAUGACAAAUGGUCUCAAGUAGUCUCUUAAAAAUAAAUAAGUAAAAGGGAGUGAACGAUUCAGGAGGAGUCCAUUACCCUCAUUGGCCAGACUUCUAAAAGUAAAGUAAAGUGUGGAAUUGCGUAUAGACUAUAAGGAUAGGCUAAAGAUGAUCCAAACGUCCAAACCCUUUAGUCUGUAGCUCCCAGGUGGCAAUAACUGGGAGUAAAUGGUGUGUGUGUGUACCACAACAUAACAUAACAAAGUCAUGGCUGCUUUACUCUGCAAUUACAGCACCUCUACGGAAGGCUAUCAUUCAGGUACCAAACUUUAGUAAACCCUGCUGGAGAGAGAGUUCACCGUUUUGACGUUUUAUCUUAUUUUCUGCUUUCAAAUGUGAACUAUCCCUGAUGGGAAUAUUUUUCAUUUGUGACUAACUGGUCUGCAUGAAGAUUGAUUAUGUUAAUAAUAACUUUUUUUAUGAGCAGUGUGGGAAGGCAGAGGCCCCAGUGGACUGUCUCCCCUAUUUCAAAUGAGUCAGGGAGCUAAGAGUCAAGUCUGCUAGGAAAAAGUGAGUCCAAAUCAUCUAUCUUGCUGUGACUGACCUAGAGGGACCAUACUGUAUGUAUGCAUUGACCUCCAGGAAUGUGGAAAUAGUGUUUGGUGUGGAGUGUACAGCAGUCAAGACACAUUGUGUAGAUCUAGACGACAUGGGUGUGCGAAUGAUUUAAUUAAAAAUAUAUAAUAUAUAUAUUUAACCUUUAUUUAACUAGGCAAGUUAAGAACACAUUCUUAUUUACAAUGACUGCCUAGGAACAGAAAGGAGCAUAAGAGCGAGAACAAGAAUGAUAAGGGAGUCAAGGAGCUUAGGGACUAUCAUUAUUUGGUUAACACAGACACGAGACAAAACGUAGAAUAAAGGAUUUCCUUAUAUCACAGAACAGAAAGAACCACACUGUCCUCUCCUAUCAGGUGUCCCAGAGUGUUUUCAAGGUAUUUACCCCCGGUAUUUACCCCCUUCUCUCUCCGUUCAACAGCUGCCCUCAGUGUCACCAGCACAGAAACUUAAUUACCACAAGGGACAUUCCCCAUUUAAGUCAAUGUUCUGUGUAGCCAUGAGUGUGAAAUUGCCGUGGACUGACGGGCUUUGUCCAUUCUAGUUUUCCUAUUUAUAUGGACUUCAGACAAGCACCAAGCACUGUAAAGCGAGCAUCAUUGUUCUCCUUUCCGAGGUUAACAACAGCAGGAGCAGGACGGAAGGGCAGAGGGAGCACCUUCUUCCUCCCUAAAGUACCCCCGGCUGCCAAGACCCCAGUCAGGACUGCUUGGCCUGCUGGGUGUGAGAAAAAACGAUGGAAGAGUUUUUUCUCAAAGUGCAGAGAGACUGGUUUUCUUGAGUACGGGCGAUUUCCUUUUAAGUGCCGUGGCAGUAGGAAAUCAUAUUGUUUGACAUUGCUUCCUCGACUGCCUAGGGGGGAGACAGGAUGGCGACCAAGACCCCUCAGACAGAAAUGCAAAGGGAGGCUGUUCCAGAGGUGUGGUGUGUGACGGGUGAUGGCCGACUGGAGUCUCCUAGGCAACUUCUUGGAAGAGGUGCAGGAGCACUCGACGUCUGUGGGCAAGGUGUGGCUCACCAUCCUCUUCAUCUUCCGUAUUCUGGUCUUGGGCACGGCCGCCGAGUCGUCGUGGGGCGACGAGCAGGAGGACUUCACCUGCGACACGGAGCAGCCCGGUUGCGAGAACGUUUGUUACGACACGGCCUUCCCCAUCGCUCACAUUCGCUACUGGGUGCUGCAGAUUGUCUUCGUGUCCACGCCGUCGCUCAUCUACAUGGGCCAUGCCAUGCACACGGUGCGCAUGGAGGAGAAACGCCGGCGCAAGGAGCAGGAGGACCAGGGGGGAGGUGACGGGGAGGAAGGAGGAGGGGAAGGCGGAGAGGAGAAGCAUUAUCUGGAGCACGGGGAAGAGAAGGGGGGAGAGUGCGGGAAGGAGGGCAGCGGCAUGGGCAGGGUGCGUCUGCGCGGGGCGCUGCUGCAGACUUACGUGUUGAGCAUCCUGAUCCGGACGCUAAUGGAGGUGGUCUUCAUCGUGGUGCAGUACAUCCUCUACGGGGUCUUCCUCAAUGCCCUGUACGUGUGCCACAGCCGGCCCUGUCCACACCCGGUUAACUGUUACGUCUCGCGGCCCACGGAGAAGAAUGUGUUCAUCGUGUUCAUGUUGGCCGUGUCGGGCGUGUCGCUGUUUCUCAGCGCCGUGGAGCUCUACCACCUGGCCUUUAAGCAGUGUCAGAGGUUUCUGAGGAGGAAACGACAACAGCAGCAACAACAGCAGCAACAGCUGCUACAAGGACGCACGCCUUCAAGUGCUACGGUCAUCACUGCUGAACCUGACAGCCCACCCCGUCCAUCCAUGCCCUGCACCCCACCCCCAGACUUCAGCCAGUGUGUUAGCUCUUCCCCUCACACACACCCCAUGCACUCCCAAUCCCACCCCCAUCCUAGCUGCCCCCCCUUCAACAACCGGCUGGCCCACCAGCAGAACUCAGUCAACAUGGCCACUGAGCGCCACCGUGUUGUCCACAAGGACCUUGAAACGGAAGACUUCCUGCACGUGACCUAUGAAGGGCACGCCGACACGCCCAACGCCUGCACCCCGCCCCCUUCGCUGCUCCAAAACGGCUUCCAAAAUGGUUUCCUGAAGGACAAGAGGCGUCUGAGCAAGACCAGCGGCUCCAGUAGCCGUGUGCGACCCGAUGACUUGGCUGUAUAGCUCCAAUUCCCAACACACACACUGUCCCUGGAUCGUUUCAAACACACACACCCAAGACUGGGAUGACUAUUACUCAUCUGUUGUCGGGGACUAAUUUGAACACUGCAUGGCAUAAGUCAUCGAAGUCACAAAGUAUCACAAGUCUUGAAACGGAAUACUCGAACUAAUCAAACAGCUGUAGAGGGGUUAGUGCCUUCAUAUUUAGCCCUCAGGACUAAUCCACUAAUGUGACUGUCUGAGACCUCGGUCUGACUACGUCCUAAAUGGCUCCCUAUUGCCUGUGUAGUGCACUACUUUAAACCAGGGCACAUAUAGCUUUGGUCAAAAGUAGUGCACUAUAUAGGGGAAUAAGGUGCCAUUUGAGACAGAGACAUUGACUCUGACUGCUGUCGCGGAGUCUCUCCCUGAGAGACAGGGGGGCCUUGUGCCAGACCUGAGAAUGAGUGGGUCACUGCCACACUAUCAGCUUUGUGACACUGACUGGCUGCUGGGGACAGCUAAGUGGGACAGAUGACAGCCAGUCUGUCACUCAGAGAGAGAGAGAUAUGUGAAGGACGGCUGCCUGUCAAUGACCCACAAACGUACGCUUAGACGAACGCUCUGCGUGUGUAAGCUUGCUCUCUCUCAUGCAUGCACACGAACACAUACACACACACACUUUACAUUUACAGAGGCACGCAGACACUUUCGUUGGCAUACAACACAAACAAGCAGACACACCAUGUGAAUCCUGAUGUUGUCAUCAAUUCCAACCAGAGAUCCAGUAGGACCUACAGGGACGACCCAUGGGAUUAAAAUAUAUGUUCUUGUGUACUUUGUAUGGUUAAAGAGAGACAGACAAAACUACAACCUAUUUUGAUAAGGGCUUUAUUUAUGUGGAGCCAUCCUCGGUUAAAGCAGACAUCCCAAGCUUCCCAGGGUGUGGGGAGGACAUAGUUCAUAGUGCAUAGUUCAGAUACCCUGACUGACCUGGUUCCCCGUUUCCCAAAACCAUCUUAAGGCUAAAUUCAUUGUUAGAACCUUCGUUGGAGCAUCAUUAUAUCUCAGAGCUGUUUCCCGAAACCAUCGUUAUCAACUUUGCAAUUGAGAAACGCUCAUAAUCUAACAACGGCCUCGGACAACUCCUAGAACAGCGAAGCGCGUCGGAUGCUUUUUUCGCCCUCCCUCGUCACUUUAUAGACAUAAAUCUCUGCUAAACAUUGAAUCACAUGGUGUCUAUGUCUCUGUGACGCCGAUAACUUCAGAACAAAGUCGACUCCAAAUACAAAGGUGCCAAUGUGUUUGCAAUUGAUGCAAAUAUGCUUCAAAUGAAAACCCGAGAUGACUGCAUUAAAAUAUAAACAGUAGGCUGUAGGCCUAUUUCAAUAAUAUUGAAAUACAUUUCAUGUUCAAUCAAUUGAGUUCUAUUUUGUUCAGGGGCACAACUUUGGUUUUAGAAGUGGGGGGGACAUAAAUAUAUAUAUAUGUUUAUCCAGUCAGAUAAACACUCCAAAAAUGCAACUUCAGAAUGUGGGGAUGUCCCCCCCGUCCACAGUGAAAGUUGCACCCCUGAUUUUGCUACUGUCAGUAUUUGUCUCAACAUAUUCCCUGAUGUGUGCGCAAUGAUGUGCCAAAUCUGUGAUUUGGUGAAUUUUCAUUGGGUAAGCAUUAUUCAUAAAAACUGCCUCAAUGGGAGCUGAUCCGUUGUCAGUAUUGUGAAAUAAUUAUAAUGUUAAGGAAAUAUUUGAAUGGAGAAAGCUGAUCCGAGACCAGCGCUCUUUUUCUUUAGAGCCUAUCAGUAUCAAUGCUCCAACGACGCACUUUGCGACAGUUCUCUCUGCGUGGUGUUUUGGCAGACGCAUGUUACAUCUUCCUUCGGUCGUUGUAGGAAAGAUGCAUCAUUAAAACACUCAUAAGCCUAAAUUCCAUCGCUAUCAGAAAACCGGGCAGAGACCUUGACCGCGAAUCUUGCCAAACGAGUGCAUGUCUAUUGUCAAGGAAAGACCGUUUUAGUAAGCCAGAAAGGAAUUCUCUUCAUUUUUGGAAAGGCAUUCCCUUUCAGAAUUAGCAAACAGAAGGGCUGAUUUAUAUAUGUAUAAACCUUUUUUAUCUGGCAAAGUAUGUGGUCAGAAACUGAAAUAGUUUUGCACUGGUUUACAGAAUCUGGGUAUAGUCUUUUAAAAAAAUCUCAGAUUUGCGUUUUCAAAUGUUUAACUAAAUCUAAAUACGAAUUAACAAAAAAAUGUUGUCUAGCUAAUUUAACACAUCUUUGUUUAAUGUGAAUUAUAUUGUAUUUGGGGUGGUGUCAUUGCAAUCACAUUUUUGUCAACUUUGCACUUUAGCAAAAGGCAAUGUGAAAAUCUAUGUAUCUUUAGUGUUACAAAUGUUUUCAUGUUAAUUUUGUGUAUAGAAGUAUAUAUUGUCUGCCGUUAAAAACACAUUUACCCGUGACACAUGAUAGGAAUUUGCAAGCUGUCUUAUCUGCUCAUGUUUCAAGUAGAGCGAUUCUAUUUUGUACACUGAUGACAACGUUCAGUGUACUGUAUAUUGACUGUGUACGGUAAAGACCACUGAUUCUCUUCGCAUUAAGACAAAAUGUCAAACGAGCACAAACCCAAUAUAUACAUCCCAUAUGUACCAUG